AUGAAUAACAGAUUGAGAAACUUUGUGGUGAAUGAGCUUCUUCUCAGUAGCAGUAGCAGUGAAGAUGAAGAUGAAAAUUUGGAUAUUAGAGGACCUUUGGUUCUCAGACCAAGGAUGAGAAAUUUUGUACAGGAUGUAGUGGACGAAUAUUCGAAUGAAGAAUUUCGAGAACAUUUUCGGAUGUACAGGGGCACAUUCAAUUUCAUUCUAAAUUUGAUUGAAAACGAAAUUGCAACAGAGGAAGAUGCCACUGGCAGGCACACCUGUAGUGCUAAAAACCAAUUACUGAUUGCAAUUUGGCGAUUUGGUACUCCUGAUUCUUAUAGGUCAAUUUGCUCACGUUUCAAUGUUGGUAAAGCUACAGCAAUUAGAAUAGUUCGUAGAGUUACCAAUGCUUUGUUAAACAUUAGUAACCAAAUCAUUACCUGGCCAACAAAUGAUGAAAGAGAAAACAUUAUAAGAGCUUUCACUGCCUUGGGUUUCCCUGGAACUGUGGGAUGUAUAGAUGGAUCCUAUGUGAAAAUAUCAGAACCAAAACAAAACCCCAGGUCCUAUAUUAAUAGGAAAGGAUUUGCAGCCCUUAUAUUGCAAGGUGUUUGUGAUCAUCAGUUAAAAUUCUUACAUGCCACUGCAGGAGAAGUAGGGUCAUGCCAUGAUGCGAGAGUUUUGAGGAAUAGUGAGAUAUGGCAAUAUAUGAUUGGUAUGCCAGGAAAUAACAGAUUCCCAGAAAACUCACAUUUAGUGGGAGAUAAAGCCUAUCCUCUAAUGCCUCACCUCAUGACUCCAUACAGGGAUAACGGCCAUUUAACAGAAGCCCAAAGGCAUUACAAUUUUUGUUUAUCUAGUGUAAGAAGUUGCAUUGAGAGGGCUUUUUGUCUCUUGAAAAAGAGAUUUCGCUGUCUGAAGUUUCUGGAUGUGAAAGAUAUUGUUUGGGGUACCAGAUACAUUAUUGCUUGUACAGUUUUGCAUAAUAUAUGUAUUAUGCAGAAUGAUAAUUUGGAGCUUCGAGUGGAGGAUUUUGAAGAGAAUGAAGAUGACAAUGCAGUUGUGGAUAUGGGAUUACAUCAUCUGAGAAUUAUGGGAAGGAACAAGAGAGAUGAUUUAUGCAAUGAAUUGUUCUUGGUAUAA
Molecule: messenger RNA, 1128 nt
Organism: Phaedon cochleariae (mustard beetle)
Lineage: Eukaryota; Metazoa; Arthropoda; Insecta; Coleoptera; Chrysomelidae
Source: the annotation of a GenBank genome assembly